Molecule: messenger RNA, 3850 nt
Organism: Cataglyphis hispanica
Lineage: Eukaryota; Metazoa; Arthropoda; Insecta; Hymenoptera; Formicidae
Exons: 4
Coding region: 285-2291 (668 amino acids)
Cellular component (GO): nucleus
Molecular function (GO): mRNA binding
Source: RefSeq, a predicted model, not a curated record
AGCGAUAGCGUAGCACCACAACCCGGCUGUUCUUCUCGCCGGUAGCAUCAGAAUUCAUCUCGUGUCGGGACGCGUCAUUAGAUCGAUUCUCGAGUGCUGGACCCGCAACAGACUUGAUACAUAAGAAAAUAUAUAUUAUGCAUAUAUAUAUGUUUAUACACACAUAAAUUACAUCACAUGCAUAAUACAUAUAUAAAUGUGUAUAUAUAUUAUUCUUAUGACCGCUCGCGAAAAGUCAUUUUGAAUCAGCUGAUAUCGAUUUAUUGAUCGGGAGAUCGCGCGCGAUGGAGAGCAAUAAAUCAAAGGGCUGCCGACGAGGGAAUAAUCGCAGGAGAAACGGCGGCAACAAAGAGAACAAGCGCGAGAUCGAGAGGAUGAAGAAAUCGAGGAGCGAGGAAUCCAUCCAGUGGUCGCAUUAUCCCGUAUCCGACGACGAGAGCAGGGUGGAUAUCGCGGAAGAGGAGACGUCCCUGGACCUGGAAAAUUUCGACAACGGAGGCGAGAAUAAUCCAAAGAGCUCGCUCAUGUGUCCCGCGUUACGCCGGCAAUUGCAGACGCACAGAAACGUUCUUCGGCUUCUGCACGAGCACAAGCUGGCCUCCACGCAGAUCAACGGCCAGAGGAUCCUCAGCAUCCAGCCGGUCCGAUGGACCGGCCCGACUCCCGGUAUCGAUUGCGAGAUCUUCGUCGGCCGUAUCCCGAAGACGAUCUACGAGGACACCCUAUAUCCCCUGUUCAAGACGAUCGGCGAGAUAUUCCAGAUACGGCUGAUGGUGGACAUGGCCGAGUUGACGAGGGGCUAUUGUUUCAUCAUGUACACGAAUCCGGAGGACGCGGGACGCGCGAUCGCGCAGUUAGAUCAGUACGAGAUCUCGCCGGGCAAGAAGAUACGAGUCCUGGCGAGCGUAAACAAGUGCAAGCUCUACAUCGGCCCGUUGCCGUGGUUCAUCGCGUCGGAGGAGGUUGUCAGAGUGAUCUACGCAUCGGCAUGGGAUAUCGAGUAUGUGUCCAUCUAUCGAUUUCCGAAUCACGAUGCGGCCUACGCUAUAGUUUCCUUUAAAUCGCAUCGCAAUGCAGCCUUGGCGAGACGAAAAUUGAGACCCGAAAAACUUUUCAAAUGUAACGAGGUACAUGUGGAAUGGGCUCGUGUCGAUUGGAAUCCUUCUAAUGUGUACGAAGAUCGUGGCACGGUAGAUGAUAAGGGCGACGUGCACAUUAAUCGAAAGUAUCUGCAAUCUAACAAUAAGAAGACGCCUAUGCUACCAUCGUUUCCAACGCAGAGCGAGUCUAAUUCUCGCUGCCAGAAGCAACUUCCGCCAAUCUGCCCGCCGUCAUCACUCGGUACGAGUGGCAACGAUCGUGACAACUCCGUCAAAUCUAUUCGUAACUGCAACAGCACUCGUUACGCUACCAUGCUAAGCAUGUCAGCAACCCUGGACGAUUUCUCGUCGCCGGACAAAAUGACGGAUAUCAACGACAACAUACAAUUGCUGGACAUCAAAGAUAAGCAGAUACGCCAGAAGAGCGAUAUCGACGCGGUAGACAGUUUCCGCAAUUUUGACAUGUGGAAUUCCAAUCUGGUCUCUCAAUUGCCUGGCUCGCCCGCCAACUCCAGCAGCUCCAAGGAAUCGCCGAAUACGACGUACGAAUCUGCACGUUGCGAUUGGGAGAACAACGCGAAAUAUUCCAAGGCGGCAUCGUCUCUCAAUAGAAGCGUUUCCAAUUCUCCUCGCUAUUCCCAGCUCCCCAACUCUCGCUCUUUCGGCAAGACGAUCGACCAGAAUCAGCUGAUCGUCGCUGAUGCCGUUCAGUAUCAGGGAGUGCCAUAUCAUCAGAAUCGCCCAUCAUGCUACGUCCUGGUACAGCCUCAGAAUUACCUGUAUCCAAAGGAUGCGAUCGUAACUUAUCCGCAAUCCUCGUUUGCCAAUAAUAUUCCCGACGAGCAGGCGCGCGUGUCUUUGCUCGCAGGUUGCGAUCGUCGAUCGUUCUGGUAUAACGGCAACCAGAUGGGAUCGAGCGUAGAUAAAGAUCUCAUCAUUGGCGAUGCCGAAUUCCGGCGCGAGAAGGUUCCAGGAAAGCCGGAAACUGCGGAUACCACGGCCGAUUUUGCUACGUCCGGCUACGUUCAGAAUUACUCGCCAAACAUCAUGUUGAAUUUUUCGCCGAUCUACGCGUCGGAGAACGGUGGGACGACACCGUGCUUCGUCUCGUUUGACGCGAUGAACGGCAAUGAUAACAAACGUCCGAGACCGAUCUUGAAACAGACGACAACCGGUCGCGCUUGGUUGUGAUAAGGAUUUUAUCUUUCUCUUCUCUUUUUUCUUUUUUCUUUUGAAGAUUGCUUUACGCAGAUUUUAGAAAAAUGAUGCCGAUCAGAUACCAAAGAUGGCGUUUUUACGUUUUAUUUCACGCAUUCUAAUGAGGAAUAAUUAUAUUAGGAUAUUUUUCUCUUUUUUUUUUUUUUUAUUAUCGAUAUUGUCAUCGAUGCUACCAAAGACUCGCGUAUAGAUAAUGUUAAGGAUCUUUUUUAUGCGUAAGCGUUGCUAAAAGCUCAAUCUAGUUCCUUUAGUUUAUAUAACUCACUCGUUUUAUAGCAUUUUAACGAUGCAAUCUAGUAGUAAUAUUUUUGAAACCACGUAUAAUCGUUGGCAUAGAUUUAUUUUUUUACGAUCGAUGCGUAAUCGCAUCGUUGAUAUCGUUUGCAAAACGACAUCGCAGAUUUAUACCAGAUUAAGUUUCACAUUCGCCUCACCGCGAACUUACUAUACUUAUUUACAGAUAAAGUAGGAGCCAAUCCGAAUAUUCCAAUAAUCGCAUGAUUUUUAAAAGGCCUCAGAUUUUUUUAUUGUUAUAUUUUUAUUCUUUAUCGUCGCGCGCUUGGGACGAGAAGAAAGUUCUGGAGAACGCGUUAUAUCAGAGAAAAAACAAUUAUGCAAUAUUAUUCGAAAUAUCGCGCUAUAUAUUUUAACAAUACAAGACUGCGCAAUUAUAAAAGAUGAAGAUAAAAAUGACGGUACACUAUACGUAUUACAGCGAAUUACAAGUACACGCGCCAGGGCAGAAAUUGGUAUCAUGUUACAAAAAAAGGUACGAAUCAUGUGUUCUCCUGAUAAUAUUAUCUAACAUUAAGUUACAGUUAAUAAUCAACAACGCGAUCUCUUUCACGUGCUUCUAUUUUUCGCGCGAAAAAGAAACUUAUAUACGUUCUAUUAUUUAUCGCGGUUCCUAAUGACUAUUAUAUUAAGGAAUGUGUUUUUAAGACAAUCACGAUAUCGACACUUCCGGUUACACAGUAUCGACGUGAGAUAUCUGUAGUUUGGUUACAAUGUAUGUAAUUGCGACGCGUUACAUGGAAGAAGGAGAAGCCGCCGUCUGUCUUUGCGACUGAUUGCAUUUUGGACAAGUGUUUGAUUUCAGUUCAAUAUUCUGCGACUAGAAAAAUAUUUUCGAUCAUCUUCAAUUUUUGCCGACGAUCUUUGACAGAUCGGCAUUUCAACUUACAGUUUUAACGCCUCGCGCACGAAAAAAUAAUCGACAGUUGGCACACCGUAGCUUCUUCGAAUCGGUGAUUUCGAGCCUGCUCGUUAUCUAUAAAAAGCGACAAAAUAGAACACAAAUCUUUUUUAAAAGCAAAUCAAGUAAUUUAAAGAAAAAAAAAAAACAAUUGCUUUUAUCGCGAUCGAUUUGAUUACCGAAAACAUAUCUUUAUUAUUUUAUUUGCACGAUUUUUCACACAAGUAAAGUCAGUUUUAGCCAAACGUUUGUAACAUACAGAGGAAUUUUUUCCGCAAAAAAAAAAAUUGGAAUAAUAAUCUUUAUAGCACACAAAUAUAAAGACUGAUAACAAGAA